AUGGAGACGAAAAAUGGAAAUGAGUUCGUUCUCAAAGAGCUUAACUGUUUAAACUAUGAUCACAUUGCGUUGGUACCACCGUAUGCACAAGGAGGAGGAGGCUUAGCCCUACUAUGGAAAAAAGAAGUCGAAAUCAGUAUCCUCCAUCAGAGCGAUCACUUUAUAGAUACAGAGAUAAAGUUUAAAGGAGAGAAGUUUAAUGCUACCUUUGUGUACGGAGCUCCGGAAAAGGAAGGAAGAGCAGAAGUAUGGAGGACAAUCAAAGAUCGAGCUGAAAAUCGAGAGACUCCUUGGUUCCUCACCGGAGAUUUUAAUGAAAUCGUGGACAACUCUGAAAAACAUGGAGGACCAGCCAGGGCAGAGAGUUCCUUUGUCGACUUCCGAUCUUUUAUGUCAGAAUGCGAUCUUUUUGAUCUGAGGUACUCGGGCAAUUUCCUGUCAUGGAGAGGACAAAGAAGGAACCAUUUGGUGUGA
Molecule: messenger RNA, 474 nt
Organism: Microthlaspi erraticum
Lineage: Eukaryota; Viridiplantae; Streptophyta; Magnoliopsida; Brassicales; Brassicaceae
Source: the annotation of a GenBank genome assembly